Messenger RNA from Pyricularia oryzae 70-15, 2328 nucleotides. Its product is annotated as geranylgeranyl pyrophosphate synthase. Lineage: Eukaryota; Fungi; Ascomycota; Sordariomycetes; Magnaporthales; Pyriculariaceae. The record is from RefSeq and is a predicted model, not a curated record. The transcript has a single exon. Gene Ontology annotation, molecular function: prenyltransferase activity. Gene Ontology annotation, biological process: isoprenoid biosynthetic process. The coding region runs from base 330 to 1568 and encodes 412 amino acids.
CCAGAAACUGCCAAGCAAGAAUCAGUUUAUUGGCAGUCUCGGUUCUCGUGUUCUUCUGUCUGCCUCGUGUACCGUAGGUAAGGUAGAUAUUUGACAUGUUAAUUCUCCACUCGGAAAAAUCGCGUUCUGGAACAUUUGGCGAUUCAUCAACCUGACGCCGUGCACCAAACAAAGUACGUUGUGCUUCCUAAAAGUGCGCGAAAGAAAUCUUGCUGCAGUAACUGUUCAGCCAAAGAAAAAUCACUACAGCGCCCCCUUUUCAGCAGGGCUGAAAAAAAAACGGGACUUUCAGCAAGAAGAAGAAAAACGCAAAUGACAUAGUGCCAACCAUGCUUUCCUCCAUCUCACCCAACACCUUCCUCCAGUCACCAAACGUCAUUCCUCCCCGAACUUCCUCCAGCGGCAUCCAUUCAAACCACAUUGCUCCCUCAAAGCCGGCCUUGAGGCCCGUCCCCGAAGGCGACUGGAUAGCUCAGAGCUUGAAGCAGCAACAGGCCAGCAUAGCAAGCGCUACCGCCGCCGCGCCCGCGACAACCCGGCGCAUGCGCAAAGCCACCUCGAACACCCCGCCCGUCGACGCAGAUCCCCACAUGCUCAACCACCAGACCCAAGCGCCGACGCGCUUCGACGCGAACCGCUACGCCACAGAAGACUUCAACUUUACGACGACCAAGAAGACGUGGUCCGAGGACAAGGAGAAGGUAGUAUGCGGGCCCUUUGACUACCUGCUCGGCCAGCCUGGCAAGGACUUUAGGACGCAGAUCAUCAUGGCCUUUAAUGCCUGGCUCGAGGUGCCGUCCGAGAGCCUCGAGCUCAUCACGCACGUCGUGGGGAUGCUGCACACGGCGUCGCUGCUGGUCGACGACGUCGAGGAUAAUUCGUCCCUGCGGAGGGGGCUCCCCGUCGCACACAGCAUAUUCGGCGUGCCUCAGACCAUCAACAGCGCAAACUACAUUUACUUCGCCGCGCUGCAGGAGCUCAAGAAGCUGAGCAACCCAGAGGCCGUCAGUAUAUUUGCAGAGGAGCUCAUUCACCUGCACCGCGGCCAGGGCAUGGACCUGUUUUGGCGUGACACCCUCACGUGUCCGACCGAGGAUGACUACCUCGAGAUGGUCGGAAACAAGACGGGCGGUCUGUUCCGGUUGGGCAUCAAGCUCAUGCAGGCCGAGUCGGCCUUCCCCACCGACUGCAUCCCGCUUGCCAACCUCAUCGGCCUCAUCUUCCAGAUCCGUGACGACUACCAAAACCUCUUUUCGCGCGAGUACAGCAACAACAAGGGCAUGUGCGAGGAUCUGACCGAGGGCAAGUUCUCGUUCCCCGUAAUCCACAGCAUCCGCUCCAACCCGGCCAACCUGCAGCUGCUCAACAUACUCAAGCAAAAGACCACCGAUGAAGGGGUCAAGAACUACGCCGUAUCAUACAUGGAGAAGACGGGCAGCUUCGAGUACACCAAGAAGGUACUGACGGUGCUGAUUGAGCGCGCCCGCAAGGUCACGGAUGAGCUGGACGCGGGGAGGGGCAAGUGCAGCGGCAUACACAAGCUCUUGGACAAGAUGGUUGUCGAGUGAACUGAGAGCUACCUGGGGAUCUUGGGCAUUUUGACGGGCUUACAUGCUACCGUGCGCAUGUACGAAGAAUAAUGAAAGAAGAAACCCAGCUAGAAACUUCCGGCCUAGAAAAUCUGUUCGGAUUUGGGAGGGGUACAUGCCCAUUUUGAGGACGGCAUGUUGUAGAUACCAAAGCGGCUGGAGCCUGUCAAGGCGAUGUUUUAUGAUGUAACUGUUUUUUUAUCGUGUUCUAUUUGGGUCGGUAUGGGGUUUUUGCCACAAAUCUAUACCCAAUACCAAUGAGUAUUCCGAGCUGGCAUUUUCUUAAAUAAGAACAAGGCGUCAAGGGAUCAAAGCACAUGACUUUCUUACUGUCAAGGACGUGAGAGUAGUGGUCGGAAAGACACUCUUGAUGCACAAGUAAUAGUGUGAGGCGUCAAGCAUUUUGUCGUUUGCGUCAUUGUCUUGGAGAAAUAAGACUUCAACUUGACAAGAAUGGAAUAUUCAUGCUUGUGACACAACCCUUUUUUGGGCCAUUUGCGGCGAAAGUCACUUGAGACGAGGAAGGUUUGAUAGCAGCUAGAUCUACACGUGUUGACCGGCAUACAAACGGCAGCCAUACCCGUAUUCUAGACCGAGCUCAGCUGCAGAUUUGGCCUUGUAUUAUAAUUGGAAAGAUGUGACAUACUGCUGAUGAAUACAAAACCUGACCGCCAAAUGGCCACUUGCAAGUCAAAUCAAACACCGGCACAGUAUAUGUCUGCCAAAACUGUCAAGAUAC